Messenger RNA from Sardina pilchardus (European sardine), 2006 nucleotides. Its product is annotated as monocarboxylate transporter 10-like. The coding region runs from base 328 to 1824 and encodes 498 amino acids. NCBI's taxonomy places the organism in Eukaryota, Metazoa, Chordata, Actinopteri, Clupeiformes, Clupeidae. The record is from RefSeq and is a predicted model, not a curated record. The transcript has 9 exons. Gene Ontology annotation, biological process: transmembrane transport. Gene Ontology annotation, molecular function: monocarboxylic acid transmembrane transporter activity. Gene Ontology annotation, cellular component: membrane.
CUUCAUGACUGCUAGCCAAUCUAGCCACAUUGACAAGGUAUCGGAAAAGGCGGGUUGCUCUGAGAGGCAAUAACAUGAAUUGGAGCGUUUAACUUGCCAACUUGUCUUGUUGCUGAACCGUGCUAAUUAACGAACACAUUUGAUUAUGGUGUUGGGUUUAAUGCUCGAGGUACUUCAGGACUGGUCUAUGCUGCCCAGGUGUUUGGCCUAACGCUAACCGUCCAGUUGACUAGCCUAGCAUCUACAGAUGAUCACAACUCCUCUAUCCUCGUGGUGUUGGAUAAGUUAGUAAUUUAUUAGUUUACUUCAUAGCUAAAUGCUUACAUAAUGCAGCUUUUCCGAAGUAUUAUUCCAUUCAGACGAUUUUACUCUGAUGGAGAACCCGCACCACCAGCCAGCAGCACACCUGUCAUCAGACCUCCCCCAGAUGGUGGCUGGGGUUGGGUGAUUGUAUUUUCAUCUUUUCUAUAUAACGUGUUGGUCUUGGGCUAUCAUAACUCAUUUGGAGUGUACCUCAUCAGUCUUCUUGACACUUUUGGACAGACGAGCCAAAAGACAGCCUGGGUCGGAUCUAUCAGCUAUGGUUUCAUCAUGAUCUGUGGCCCAUUAUCAGGGAAGCUAACUGUGAAAUAUGGUGCCAGAGAAAUCUCCAUUAUUGGAUCCAUUAUCAUCAUGAUCUCCAUCAUUUGCUCUUCUUAUGCCUCUUCCCUGGGUGUCCUGUUCUUCACGCAUGGCUUUCUCACAGGAGUGGGUUCAAGCUUUGCAUUCACUCCAGGCAUGAUCAUGAUAAGCCAGUACUUCACGACCAAUCGAGCUCUGGCCACCGGGAUAGUGAUGUCUGGGGGUGCAGCGGGUGCUUUGGUCCAGACCCGUCUCCAUCAGUACCUCAUCGACACGUUGGGCUGGAGACGGAGCCUGCGGAUCUUCUCCACUCUUAUGGUCCUGUGCAUUAUGGCGGGCUUCACCUACCUGCCCCUCAAUCCAAAAGGUUACAAAAGAAGUGUUGCUGACAAUUUGAAAACCUCACCUUUAAAGAAAUUUGUUGUUGAUCUUGGUUUGUGGAAAGACACCGUCUUCCUCAUUUGGGUAGUGGCUAAUGGGCUGUGCAAAUUUGGAUUUUUCAUCCCUUACGUGCAUCUGAUCAGGCACGCCGUGCAGCUGGGCAUACCAGUGAACCAAGCCACAAACAUCAUGCUGGUGUUGGGCCUGAGUAGCAUGAUCAGUCGCAUCAUCUUUGGCAGAAUCUGUGACUCAGAGAAGAUCAACCGCCUCUACUUUAAUCAGGCCUCUGUCUUUUUUGUGGGCUUCUUAUACCUACUCAUCCCCCUUCUUAAGUCUUACGCUGCCCUCAUUGGCUUUGGUUUUCUGCUGGGUGUUGCGGAUGCUGGGAACUACAUCCUGCUCCCUGUGCUAACCUUUGACCUUAUGGGAGCUGAGCGCAUGCCUGUUGCCUGGGGGUUCAUGCUUACUGUUAAUGCAGUCAGCUGUUUUGGACCACCUUUUGCUGGCUGGAUGAAUGACAUGACUGGGAGUUACAACCUGGGCUUCAUAGUGGCGGGCGCUCUGAAUGUUGCAGCAUGCUUUGUUCUAGCUCUCAUACCAUGUGCCCAGGGAUCUAGACAGACGCGUAAGAGCAUCAUGAAUGUCACCAUUGAUCAAAACAACGAGAUCAAGGAGUGGACCGAUGAUAUUCCCCCUUUCACAGUGGGGGAUCCACCAGAUUCUACUUAUGUGAACUACUUGUCCAGAACCAAGUUUCGCUGUCCGGAACUGAGUGAUUCAGGACCAUCUUUGUCAGGUGCCCCUGAGGAGACUCAAAUAUAGGACACCUGCAGAAAAAUGGCCUGAAACAGCAAUAGAAGGAUGGGAAAUACAUACUAUGCAAAUUGCAUAUGGUAUUGUAAGCCAACGACGUCUGCAAAGUAGACUCCUCAGAAGAAAAAAACAAAAAAAAUAAACAAAUAAACAAAAAAACGAGUCAACAGUUGCAAUAGAUGCUCAUCCAG